CAAACUGUGUCAGUUCUCUUGGCGCCGUGGAGGGGAAACUAUACAGCUCAAGCAAGGAGGGAGAAAGAGAGAGACACCGAGAGAGCGAGAGACAUAAACACAGAAAUAGAGAGAGAGAGUUAGGAGGGAAACUCUGAAGUGUUUGCGUUUGUUGUGGGUUUUAUCCGUGGAUGUCAGCACUUAUUUGCUUCUCUAACCUAAGCAGUUCCACUGCUUAUUUCACCCGAGGGCUAUUUUUUUUUUAUUAAGAGCCACAAGCAAAAACAUUGUUUCCACUUUAAAGAUGAGAAUAAGCAUUUAAAUUGGGAUCAUUUAAGCAGAGUAAAGGCUUGCGCCAUGACAACGAGGGAGCUCCUGCUUCUGGCUGUUCACCUCUCCCUGGUGGUCUCUUCCUUGUCUGAAUGCCCUCCUGGAUUUGAGUUAACCGCCGAUGGUGUUUGCAUUGAUGAUGACGAAUGCAAGGAAUUCCCAGAGUACCCUUCUGACCCUGUGUGCGGGGAAAACGCAGUGUGUGUCAACACAAACGGCAGCUUCCGCUGCAUGUGUGAGGAUGGCUUCGAAACUUCAAGAAGGGAGCAAAGCUUUGAGUCUGAUGAGGGGGAAACAUGCAUAGAUAUCCCCGAGUGUGAAAGAGAAAAAGGCCUUUGUGAAAAGCAUGGAGAGUAUGCUGAGUGUCACAACUCUGUGCCAUUCUACUCCUGCAUCUGCAAGAUGGGAUUCAUCACUUCCAGUGGGCUGGAGAUUUUGGUAGACGAUGACAAGUGUAUUGAUUUGAAUGAAUGUCAACAUGAGAAUAUCUGUGGGCCAAACUCCUCAUGUGUUAACACUCCGGGAAGUCACCACUGUGAAUGCAAAAAAGGGUUUGCAUUGAGCUCUGACCAAACCACUUCCGAGGGGGCUGCAGAGAUAUGUAAAGACGUAUGUGAGAUGGAUAAGACAAUCUGUGGAAAUGGAACCUGCCACCCGGGAAAAGAUGGACAUGAGUGUGCAUGCCACGCCGGAUUCAGCAACUACGGCAACAAUAGGUCCCGUUGUGUUGAAUUAAACUGUGAGGUGUUCACGAAUGCGUUGAAUCAACAAGAGAGUGAUCCAGAUGUAACUAGUGUCCUAAGGAUGUUGAAGGGCAGCUGUCUGAACCUAAGCGAGAGCGAAACUCCCACCAGCUUGGACGGAGAGGAAUUUCUUGAGAGGCUGUUGUCUAUGAUAGACAGGCUCCUGUCGGGCGGAACCGUCUUGGAUAACAAGCAGGUAUCCUUCAUCCUGAGUCUAGUGGAGAGCAGCCUGGGUCUGAUCGCUCCCUUCAUGAGCAAGAACAGAACGCAGGUCUCCAAAGCUCACGCAGAGCUGGAGAUGGUGCUGUUUAAAGGUCCUGGUUUCCCCCAGGGACCCGCGACAUUGUUAACUAAACAUGCCAAGCUGCAGAUGCAAUGGGAAACAGCUGCUGGAAAAAACUCCACUUACCCAGGCUUUACAGCCCUGUCCUUGCUGAGCUACUCAACCUUGGAGAACUCCACCAAUCGGUCCUUUAGUGGGAUCAAUGUAACAAAAGAAAUCAGCCUUCAGAUGAAUUCUAAAGUGGUUACUGUUAAAGUUAGUAACCCAGACACUGCCGCCCUCCAAGUGCCGGUGACAUUAACCUUCAACCACCUGCAAAGAACAGACAAGGCCAACGACUCGAUCUGUGUUUACUGGGACUCGGAGGCCGACGGCGGGUCCUGGUCGACUGAUGGCUGCGACACCCUCCACUCAGGUGCUAACUACACGCUGUGCUCCUGCAAGCACCUCAGCAGUUUCGCUGUCCUCAUGGCCCUUCACGACAUAGAGGACCCGUAUGAGAUGAAGGUGUUCACCUGGGUGGGUCUGACGCUAUCACUGGUUUGCCUCUUCGUCUGCAUCCUGACUUUCGCCCUGAUCCGCUCCAUCCAGAGCCCCAGGAACAGCAUUCACCUCCACCUGUGCCUCAGUCUCUUUGUCGCAAACCUGGUCUUUCUUUGCGGCAUCACUCGCACAGAGAACCAGACCGGCUGUGCUGUGGUGGCAGGGCUGCUGCAUUACUUCUACCUGGCGGCCUUCUGCUGGAUGUGUCUGGAAGGCAUUCAGCUCUUCAGGAUGGUGGUCCUGGUCUUCAACACCAGCUUCCAGACGGUCCGCAUGAUGGCUGUGGGCUACGGAGUACCGGCGGUGAUAGUCGCCAUCUCCGCACUGGUCAAUUCCGGCGGAUACGGCACAGAGAAAAAUUGCUGGUUGAACUUGGAAGGUUCGUUCAGGUGGAGUUUCUUCGGUCCUGUCUGCUUCAUCAUCACAGUGAACAUUUUCUUCUUCUUCGUCACCGUGUGCAAGCUGGCACAGAAGUUCUCAAGUUUAAACCCUGACUUAGACAACUUACACAAGAUCAAAGCUUUCACUAUCACCGCUGUGGCCCAGCUGUGUGUACUUGGCACCACGUGGAUCUUUGGCUGUUUCCAGUUUGGGAAUGGCCCGUCAGCCAUGUCUUACGUGUUCACCAUCCUCAACAGUCUGCAAGGCGUUCUGCUCUUUGUAAUGCACUGCCUGCUCUACAAACCGGUAAGAGAUGAGUAUGGAAAGAUAUUCUCCAGAUUUUCCACACCACAGAAGAAGUAUUCAGAGUUCACUUCCUCCCAGUCAAGCAAAGCACAGACUUCCAAGAGUACCCAGAACACUGGGGAGUCUGGCAUAUGAAGUGCUGUCGGAAGGCUGAAGCUUGUAGAGUGGAGCUAUGUAUGUCUUUGGACCCCCUCCAACGUCUUCGGGGAGUACUUCCUGUUCUUAUUCUCUAUAUAUUUGUUGUAAAAAUGCUGAAAAUGUUUGCCUUCCUAGUAGCUGGUUGGUUGCACUGCAGUAACGAAAAACCCUGCUGUUUAAUUUUGCAUAUCCAGACAUACUGUAGGUUCCCCCCUCCCCUCUCACUCUCCCACUUCCAGAUCAGGUUUCAAAUGUGUCUCUUUUUGUGGGUGUUUGUCCACAGGCACACACAAAUGUAAUGGAGGAAUAAUGGCUAUUGAGUCAAUGAAUGAAACAUCAAUUUGAUGGAUGUUCCAAAUGGUGUACUUUCAUUACUCCAUGAAUGUAAAUACAAUGUCUGACUUUCAGUCAGGGAUUCUUAGUUUGAGCUUUAACCUCUGUAAUGACAAUCUUACCAAGACAAGUCUGUGGAUGGAUGUUUAGUUUUUUGGUUAGCAGUCUAUGGUUAAUUCAGUUUGUUGUGUACAUAAUUGUUACGCUGUAUAUAAAAUGCUCUCAAUUCCUUGAUUGAAAGUGUCAAAUAGGAUACAGAGAUAUGUUUAAAAUGUACAUUUGUGUUUAUAUUGUUAUUUUGAGUAAGGCGUUUAGGCUUUAAUAAUGUAUGUAUGUAGUGCCAAAAUGGAGUGAUAGGAUUGUUGAUCAAGCUCUAUCUUCACUGUGAAGUGACUCUUUAAUAAGGAACCAAAAGACGACGAUUUCUGGGUAUACACUGAGGAGUACCUUAAUAAUUGAAUCAUUAGGAUAUACAUUUUAGCCCUCUUUAUGUCAGAUGAUGCUUAAAUUCUGUUUGUGUUAGCCUUGAAGCUCUGUCGCUGAAGACUCUUAAACACGACUUAUUUGCUGCACAUUUUGUCCUUCAAUGUGCGAAGGACGUCAACUUGUGCAAUAAAACACAAAUCAUAGCUCUGCUUUCCUCACUUUAAGUGGUGUUUUUCCUAAUAUAUAACACAAAGGGAUUGCUAGAUCGGGGCUAUGGACCACUGCAAAUCUCAAUGGCUUGACCUGAACUGAAUUGCAGGUGAAAUAUGAAGUUGAUAGAACAUAAUUACCUUUAGAGGUGAGGCCUUAUGAUUUAUGAGGACCUUAGUAGUUUUAGAAAUAGUAAAGAAAUGGCCUUAAGUGGUGAACUAGGUUAAUUAUGCCACUGAAUUGUUAUUUUUUUAUGUGUAUUUGAUAUUGGUUUCUCAUAAUUAAAAUAAAAUAACAUUUGUAAAAAUAGACAUUAGCUUUAAAGUA
Messenger RNA from Gadus macrocephalus (Pacific cod), 3999 nucleotides. RefSeq names its product adhesion G protein-coupled receptor E1-like. The transcript has 19 exons. Gene Ontology annotation, molecular function: G protein-coupled receptor activity; calcium ion binding. The record is from RefSeq and is a predicted model, not a curated record. Gene Ontology annotation, biological process: cell surface receptor signaling pathway; adenylate cyclase-activating G protein-coupled receptor signaling pathway. NCBI's taxonomy places the organism in Eukaryota, Metazoa, Chordata, Actinopteri, Gadiformes, Gadidae. Gene Ontology annotation, cellular component: membrane. Bases 337 to 2700 code for a protein of 787 amino acids.